GGCUCCGGCCCAGACUCCGUGAAGCUGCGCGGGGCCAACAAAGCCAAUGGGGGGGAUCUCCAGAAAGUGAGCAUGUGAAAGGAGAAGAAGAGGAGUGAGUUUCUAACCCUCUCCCUCCCUGACAUGCGAGAAGUGCAGGAUGCUCUCCUCAGACCGGGACUCUGCGGAGGACACGACGGCCAGCGCUCCCAUUGAUGCUGAGGGAGAGGAGCAGGUGGAGCAGGAGGAGCAGGAGGAGCAGGAGGAGGAAGAUCGAGAGACUGGGAGUGAUGCACUGGAGGAGCAGCGUCCAGUGCAGCAGUCCCUGGGUGCUUGUGUCUGCCGGGAGUCCCAAUGGCGCUGCCUGCUGCUCUCCCUGCUCAUGUACAGCUGUGUGGGCGUGGUGGCCUGGUGUCGGCUCACCCGGGUCACCAAGAUCAGCUUCAACACUGCCCUCACCUCCUCCUUCACGGCCUCCUUCACCUCCUCCAUGCGGGGGGCGUCUGGAAUGGGGGGCGUCGGAGGCCACUCGAUGAUCUACCACGACAGCCCCUGCUCUGACGGCUACAUCUACAUCCCCCUGGCCUUCCUGCUCAUGCUCUAUGUGCUGUACAUGGUGGAGUGCUGGCACUGCAGAGCCAGGAGCGACCUGCAGUGCAAGGCGGACGUGGACAGCGUGUACGAGCGCGUGCUGCGGAUGCGGGCGGCCCAGCCCUGCAUCUGGUGGAAGGCCAUCAGCUACCACUUUGUGCGGCGGACUCGGCAGGUCACGCGAUACCGCAACGGGGACGCCUACACCACCACGCAGGUGUACCACGAGAGGGUCAACACACAUGUGGCAGAAGGAGAGUUUGACUACAGCCAUUGUGGGAUGAAGGAUGUAUCGCGUGACCUCAGUGGCCUGGAGGGACAUCCGGCCGCUCGCCUGCGCUUCACCAAGUGUUUCAGCUUCACAGAGGCGGGUCCAGAAAACGAUUACCUCAACCAGAGAGCCAGGUUCUUCUCUGAAAUCGAGGGGUUGGACGAUUACAUGGAGGCCAGGGAGGGGAUGCAGCUGAAGAACGUGGACUUCAGAGAAAACCUGAUCGCCUUUGUGGACCCAGAUAGGAUGCCCUGGUACACUUCCCAUGUUGCCUUCUGGCUCGCAGCUCUCGUCAUGCUGUCCUGGCCUCUGAGGGUGCUCAUAGAGUACCGCACUUCUUACGUGCACUACCGCAUAGAAAAACUAUUUGGGUUAGAGUACAGCGGCCCGUCGCCUCUGGAUGAGGACAGGCCGGUGGGGAGUAAUAUCACUUGUGCGAUUCCCCGAGUAGACACACUGGACAGCACUGAGAUGGAGUGGCACAUCCGCUGCAACCGCCAGGUGAUCCCCAGCUACUCAGAGGCCAUGCUGAUAAACAUGAGCACAGCCGACUCUAACUCACCGCAUGACACUGAGUGCACCUCAUCCUCCAACGGCUUCCUGUUGGACAGCAGCCAGGCAGCUCAGAACUACGGUGCUCUCCAGAGCCAGGACGAGUGCGGGCGAAGCAGCGAGCCGCCGGCACAAGGAAGCGAGGCAGGCAGGAGGAGGACCAUCACCAGCUCCAGCUGCUCCUCCAUCUUCUCCUGCCGGGGAGCACUGUUCCAGUCCCACCUCUCCUCGGACACGUCUCGCCUGUCCCUCUGCCGCAUGUAUGGCUCCCAUCGCACCGUGGCGCUGUGGAGGAGCCACAGCAGCAACCUGACGGACCCCUGCUGUGUGGACGAGCAGUGCUGCAGGUCCGACUCCAGCCAGCUGGCCCUCAGCGACAGUCCACCCACAUACAGAGACGCUAGUUUCUUCCCAGUUCUCAUUGUGCAUCGGUCAGAGGGCUGUGGCAGCGAGGAUGGGAGGGAGGUGAGGCGUUAUUACAUACGGAGAGGGUCGUCCUGUGUGGAGACGUCUCUGUGAAGGACAAAAAGAGGUUGACAGGUCAAGAUUGAUCAGUAACAAUGGACAGAGUCAAUAUUUGAUUGACAAAAUUACAUUAAUGACAACAUAUGGAGAAAGUCUGUAUUCUACUGUAAAUAUAAAGCUGCAGAUUUGAUGUAUCGAAAAGCACUGGGACAUUCUCACCUUAACACAUCCUCCUUGUAACAACAACAUUCACAUUGUGUCUGUGUGUGUGUGUGUGUGUGUGUGUGAGUACACAUUUUUGUUACCUCUUGAGGACCUCUUCCAAUAUUAACACUGACCUUGCCUGGUCCUGAUGACGCAAACACAAUUCCUGAAGUCCUGGUUAAGGUUAGGAGUAAGAUGUGAAUUGUGGUUAGUGUCUUAAAAACCAUUUACCAUGUUGUGGACGGUCACAGUUGACCCAUAAGAUUACGUUGUAGCCACUGUGAACGUGUUUCAGCUGCUGGUGUUGGCAAUCUACUGGAACAAUUCCAAAGGUUUUAGUCAGUACCAUUAAUUUACAAACCAAAUUUAUAAACAUAGGACCAAGAAAAUACCGGAAUUCCCUUUUAAAGUUAGAAGUAUGAGUUUGACAUGGUUACAGUUAGGAUAAGGCUUUGAUUUGACUGUUAGAUGGCCCUCAAUGAAUGGAAGUCAAUGCAAGGUCCUAAUGAGGAUAGCUGCGCAAAUGUGUGCCUGUGCGCAUGUGUGCGUUUGUGUAGGCUGAGGGUAUUUGACACAUGACACUGCAUGAUCUAAUCAUAUUCAAAAAUAAAGGUAAAGAAAUCUUCACCAGUUCUUAUAUGUGGUAAAUACAUUCGAUACAUUAAUGAGAACAAUAAAUGAAACGAAAAGAAAAGUUGCAUGUCUUUACCAAAGGUAUUGUGUUUUGGUUUAUUGAUUAACAGCAAGGUGAAACCAAAGACACGUGUAUUCUGCUUUUAGUUUUUUUCAUAGAACAUUUUUAAUUAACACAACAAAGCAUUAAACCCAUGAGACAUAUGUGAACGUGUGGUGAAUGUAUAACUACAGGAAAUAAAAGUGGUUCUGAAGGACCGUUGCAUAUUCAA
This is a messenger RNA of Pleuronectes platessa (European plaice), 2967 nucleotides long. RefSeq names its product transmembrane protein 151B. NCBI's taxonomy places the organism in Eukaryota, Metazoa, Chordata, Actinopteri, Pleuronectiformes, Pleuronectidae. The record is from RefSeq and is a predicted model, not a curated record. The transcript has 2 exons. Bases 140 to 1912 code for a protein of 590 amino acids.